UUCUUUAAAGCGGGGGUGCUCGUUGUGUGAGAAAUGUCACUGAAUAUUAAGAUGGUUAGAAGUGACUAGCAUCUUCUCUGUUGAAUUUAGUGUUUUCCUGUAGUCUCCUAUUUCUUUUGCAGCGCUCUUCUCUUUCGUGUGCCCUGAGGCUUUUGUAACUCUGCCUUGGAACUCGCCUUUGUUAAAAGAAGACGGGCUUUUCUUUGAGAGACAUGCAGUUCUUUGGACGACUUAUGAACACCUUUGGCAAUGUCACCCACUUGUUCUCGAACCCUUAUCGAGUGAAGGAGGUGCCCUUGGCGGAGUAUGCGACUCGGACCCGUCUGAAAUGGGAAGACAGGAUAAUUCUGUAUGACAACACUUCUGCUCACUCCUGGGACUGCCUCUUAAUUAACCCACAGAAUCAAGUGGCUGCUUUCCGGCUUUUUCAGCUAGAUAAUGAAGCAGAUGCAAUCCAACAUUUUGACCUGUAUGUAAAGCAGUUACGCCCGUUCUACGAGAGCUAUCGAGAACCUUUGCCACUGGAGACCUUGCAGCAACUGACCGAUUGUUUUCGCAGCCACCCCACCUGGUCCUUGGCUCAUAUAGCGGUCCAAGUUGGACUCCUCGAGAGCUUUCGGCACAAUCGUAUCCUGAGCUGCAUAAACAGCAAUGACGGUGAGGAUGGCUGCACUCCCUUGCACUUAGCUUGUCAGAAAGGAGACAUUGAGUGUCUGCGGGAGCUGGUGGAGGAAUGCCACGCCCGGGUGGAUCUCACAGACAAAAACGGAGACACUGUAUUCCACUAUGCUAUCCAAGGGAAUAACCCCAAGAUCAUAGAGCUCCUGGGCAGAAGAUCAACAGCUUCUUUGGACCAUCUCAACAACCAAGGCCUAACCCCUAUGCACUUAGCCUGCCAGCUGGGCAAGGAUGAAGCUGUCAUGUCGCUUUUGAAGGUCGAAGCCAAGGGCAGUACCUUGGGACCACUGGGCUUCCCCAUCCACACUGCCAUGAAGUACUCCCAAAAGAGAUGCGCCAAGGCCCUCCUUGAUAUGGAUGUCCAUCAGGUUCAGUACAAGGACCCACGACAUGGAGCAACUCCCCUCCACUGGGCCAAGAAUGCUGAGAUGGCUCAGCUACUUAUAGAGUACGGCUGUGAAGUGAAUACUCCUAGCAUGACAGGGGAGUCAGCGUUGCAUAUUGCUGUUCAGCGGGGGCGCUUUGACUGUGCAAUGGUGCUGUUGACGCACGGGGCUGAGACCAACACAAAAGGGAAGGAUGGCAAUACUCCGUUGCACCUGGCAAUGAAGCAAGACCACCUGGAUAUGAUCAAGGCCCUGGUAGUGUUUGGAGCAGUCGUGGAUGUGCCUAAUGACUUUGGGGAGACUCCAGGGUUGCUGGCAGCCAGGACAAGCAAAGGUGCCAACCGGAAAGUGCUCUUAGACCUGCUGAAAAUUAUAGGGACUGAAUGCUGCCUCCCUCCCGGCACACCCACCCUUCAUUUGGCAGCCACAUCAUCCUCAUCAGUACCAUCUACUUCCACCUUCCUGGAAAGACCACCACCACCCCCAAGGACCGCUAACUCAAACCUAGGAUUCCAGGAUGUCAUCCACAUUUCUGCAGCUCUAAGUACCUUGCUGAAAGCACCAGAUGUGACUGACUCUGCCGCUGAGAAGAAGAGGACACAAGACUGUCUCUUGAGCCUGGACGGCGGGGGUGUCCGGGGCCUGGUGCUAAUCCAGUUUCUCAUUGCAAUAGAGAAAAUUGCAGGGAAACCCAUUCGAGAGCUCUUUGAUUGGAUAGCUGGGACUAGCACAGGGGGAAUUCUGGCGCUGUCUGUUGCACAAGGGAAGCCUAUGGAUUACAUGCGCUGCUUGUAUUUCCGCAUGAAAGAUGAGGUGUUUCGAGGGUCUCGGCCCUACGAAUCGGAACCCCUUGAGGAAUUCCUGAAGAAGGAGUUUGGAGAAUACACCAAAAUGACAGAUUUCAAGAAACCCAGGGUCAUGUUGACAGCCACUCUGUGUGACCGGCAACCUGCCGAGCUCCACCUCUUUCGGAAUUAUAAUCCACCAGAGGCUAAAGCCAAGUCCCGCUACAAGACAACAGCCUCAUUCCCGGAACUGACCAAACCAGAAGAUCAGGUGAUGUGGCAGGCUGCUCGCUCCAGUGGAGCUGCUCCAACAUAUUUUCGACCUAUUGGGCGGUUUCUGGAUGGAGGAUUGCUAGCUAACAACCCCACUUUGGCUGCCCUGACGGAGAUCAAUGACUACAACCAGUCUUUAAUCCUAAAGGGUAAAGCUUAUGAGGUGAAGAAGCUAAGCGUGGUAGUCUCCCUUGGAACAGGAAGGGCCCCUCAGGUUCCUGUGAGCUCCGUGGAUGUUUUUCGCCCCUCCAACCCUUGGGAACUGGCAAGGACUGUCUACGGGGCCAAGGAGCUGGGCAAGUUGGUGGUGGAUUGUUGCACUGAUUCAGAUGGCCCAGUGGUGGAUCAUUCAAAAGCCUGGUGUGAGAUGAUAGGGGCCCGUUAUUUCAGGUUGAACCCCCAGUUAGAAAAUGAUGUCAUGCUGGAUGAGGUGAGUGAUACCAUCCUGGUGAACCUGCUGUGGGAAACUCAGCUCUACAUUUACCAGCACUGGAAUGAAAUCAAGCAGUUAGUAGAUCACUUCCUAGUUCCCUGACGUUUUUUGAGACUUGGGGGUGCCAACCAGAAGUAGCCGAUUCUGCUGGCCUGUGCCGUCGCCCUCCUCCGCACCACCAGGAAAUGAACUUGAAGAAUUUGAUGACUGCACUGACUGAAACGUUUUGUAGUUCCUGUCAUCCAUGUGUGGCAGGGGCUGCUCUCUUCCUGCAUGCCAGACUGCAGUAUAACUGUAGCUGAGCGUACAACUGUAAGGUGUUUCUUGUAUUUCACUUUGCUUUCAUGAUAAAAGGGCAUGUGACUGAUCAGAGACAGAUCACCUGCCCCAACCUGGCUCACAAAGGGUAUUGUCUGACAUUCUGGGUUUUAUCUAUUCCCUCUUUCUGUCAACAAUUAUAUGAAAUAGGUUAAGGCAUCUCUCCACAUGUGUCCAUUGGAUUUUGAAGUUCUGCUGUGAAGAAAGUAGAGCUGUUAUCCCACAGGAUCGGUGAGGAGAGACAGCCAACCACCUGCAAUAUGUUUACAACUAAAACAUUUCAAUUGUCCCUCUUGGUAUUGGCAAGGUUGGGUUCCUUUAGUACAAUGGUGUCCAACUCUGGCACUUCAUAUGUUCAUAAACUACAAUUCCCAUCAGCCCCUGCUGGCAUGGUAUCAGCCAGCAGGGGCUGAUGGGAAUUGUAGUCCAUGAACAUAUGAAGCGCCUGAGUUGGACACCUCUGCUUUAGUCGCUAGCAGUUGGAAGCUCUCCCUUUAUCAUACCCUGUUAUGCCAGUUUUUGUCUCCUCCCAUUUCCUGAAAGGGACUACAUGGAACUUGGAAAGUAUUUGCUCACUGGCAGAGGUGGAAAAAUCUGUCACUGGUUCCCCCUACAUGGAGAGGCUUCCUACUAAGAAUGAACCACGUAGAUGCGAUUAAAGUGCAAAAAUUAUCACAUUAUUGAGAGAAUCUCCUACUGGCAAACAUUUUCUGUGUGGCAAAUGGUCAGACUUGCAUUUCAGUGUCUUUUCCCCACUGCAUUGUGGUACAUUUGUUCCUUUUUAGACUGAUUCCUUCCCCCUUCCCCAUGUGACUUUUCCCCCCACUCGCAGUGACAAGAAUUUAACUGUUUAAUUGCUUUAAUUUAAUUUAAUUGCUAUCAUUUUUUGUGUGCUGUUUCAGUUUAUAUGCAUUUUGACUUAUUUAAUAGAAUUUAUUGAAUUCAAAAAAAUAUCCUGAUGAAUGUGAAAUCCAGCAGGUGACCUUUUUCCAUAUUACUUUUGUAAGCAUCACCUAAGUUCACUUUCCUGGUAUUGUGACCCCAGAUACGUCCACAAAACUGACACAAUAUUAAAUAAAUUGAAGUUUACAUGAAA
Messenger RNA from Sphaerodactylus townsendi, 3969 nucleotides. RefSeq names its product phospholipase A2 group VI (gene PLA2G6). Lineage: Eukaryota; Metazoa; Chordata; Lepidosauria; Squamata; Sphaerodactylidae. The record is from RefSeq and is a predicted model, not a curated record. Gene Ontology annotation, biological process: cardiolipin acyl-chain remodeling; positive regulation of ceramide biosynthetic process. Gene Ontology annotation, cellular component: mitochondrion. The transcript is spliced from 17 exons. Gene Ontology annotation, molecular function: protein binding. The coding region runs from base 213 to 2657 and encodes 814 amino acids.